CGGCUCGGCUGCCAUGUCCCGCCAGGCGAAGGACGACUUCCUGCGGCAGUACACAGUCUCCGACCCCCGGACCCACCCCAAGGGCUACACCGAGUAUAAAGUGACCGCGCAGUUCAUCUCAAAGAGGGACCCAGAGGAUGUCAAAGAGGUGGUGGUCUGGAAGCGGUACAGCGACUUCCGCAAGCUGCAUGGGGACCUGGCCUACACCCACCGCAACCUCUUCCGCCGCCUGGAGGAGUUCCCGGCCUUCCCCCGCGCCCAGGUGUUUGCCCCAUUUUCAAGACAAGGCAGCUGAGGCUCAGGGUCAUAGAGGGGCUUGGCCUGUAAGUGGCAGAACCAGAAUUCCUCCCCAGGAGCUGGUGUCUGCGCUGUCCAAAAACAGCAACUGUGAGCCGGAGGUGGUGAGUCUGAGCCGAGGCCGGUUUGAGGCCUCAGUGAUUGAAGAGCGGCGGAAGGGGGCCGAGGACUUGCUUCGCUUCACUGUGCACAUCCCCGCGCUCAACAACAGCCCCCAGCUCAAGGAGUUCUUCCGGGGUGGGGAGGUGACCCGGCCCUCCGACGUGUGCAGAGACCUGCACAUCCUGCCACCCCCUCUGAUCCCCACACCGCCCCCUGAGGAUACCUGGUUGCCCCAGCCGCUCCCCACAGAGAGGAGAGGCCUCGAGGAACUGGACGUGCCAGCAGAUCCGCCACCAUCCAGCCCUGCCCAGGAGGCCCUGGAUCUCCUCUUUAACUGUGGGAGCACCGAGGAGGCGUCCAGUUCCCCUGCCCAAGGCCCCCUCACAGAGGCUGAGCUUGCCCUCUUCGACCCCUUCUCCAGGGAAGAAGGUGCAGGCCCCAGUCCAACCCACAUGGGUGAGCUGGCAGCGGUGGAGGCAGAGUCUGAAAGGCUGGACCAGGAACCCUGGGAGCCCGGAGGGCCAGAGGAGGAAGAGCACGAGGAAGACCGGCCGGCCCCUGCCUAUCUGAGCCAAGCCACAGAGCUCAUCACCCAGGCUCUGCGGGAUGAGAAGGCAGGUGCCUACCCUGCAGCUCUGCAGGGCUAUCGGGACGGCGUGCACAUCCUGCUACAGGGCGUUCCUGGUGACCCGUCACCUGCCCGCCGGGAGGGUGUGAAAAAGAAGGCAGCCGAGUACCUGAAGAGAGCAGAAGAAAUCUUCCACCUGCACCUGUCCCAGCCCCCCUCCUGAGAGGGAGUGAACCCCUGCCCGGGACUGGAGCUCCAGCACUGCCAGCUCUCCCUAGGGCCUGGCCUGAUAUCCUGGUCUAGUAACACUAGGGGUCAUUUCUUUAUGUAACUGGACCAAGAAUGAGACAAAUAAUGAAUUCAGAGCUCCUUGACCACACGUGCCACUUUGGAAUUAGGACAGAACACUUAAGCCGAUCCUGCCUGUCUUGCGUGGCCAGCAUCCCUGGUCCUGAACUGGCUGUUUACCCAACUAGAACAGGGGUCUGCAAACCAUGGCCUGCAGCCACAUCUUGCCCACGGCCGUUUUUUGUAAGUCCCAUGAGCUAGAAUGGUUUUUACAUUUUUUAAUAGUUGAAGAAAAACCAAAAGAAUAGUAUUCUGUGACAGAUGAAAAUUACAUGAAAUUUAAGUAUUAAAAAUAAAAUUAUGUUGG
Zalophus californianus (California sea lion) is the source of this 1622-nucleotide messenger RNA. It is a transcript of the gene SNX15, whose product is annotated as sorting nexin 15. The record is from RefSeq and is a predicted model, not a curated record. The transcript has 9 exons. NCBI's taxonomy places the organism in Eukaryota, Metazoa, Chordata, Mammalia, Carnivora, Otariidae. The coding region runs from base 138 to 1190 and encodes 350 amino acids. Gene Ontology annotation, molecular function: phosphatidylinositol binding.